UUCUUCAAUUAGUAAGCCUUGUCUUUACCUCUUUCUCUCCCUUAAACCCUUGAGGAAAAUGGCUGCCACUCACUUCACCAUCUUUUCUCUCUUGCUUCUCAUUGUAGCAUUCUCUUAUGCUACUGAAGCUACAAUAGAGAAAAUAGAUGUAGUUGUGGAAACUACAGUCUACUGUCAAACCUGUGAACAUUCUGGAACCUGGUCUCUAAAUGGAGCCAAGCCAAUUCCUUCAGCCAAAGUAAGCGUCACCUGCAAAAACCACAAAGGUCAUGUUAGUUACUACAAAGUCUUCCAAACAGACAAAAAUGGUUACCUCUAUGCACAACUAGAAGAGUUCAAAAUGCAGCAUGAUAUACUAGAUCAUCCACUCCAUGCUUGCUUCGUGAAGCCUAUUUGGUCGCCUCUUGAGGGUUGCAGCCUUCUCGCGAAUGUUAAUUAUGGUUUGAAUGGAUCUCCUCUUCGUUAUGAGAACAAGAUAUUGCGUGGAAGAAGGUAUGAGGCUGUUAUAUAUGCUGCUGGUCCCUUGGCUUUCCAUCCUCCGGAUUGCUCAAAGACUCACUACUAAUGCCUCAAACCAUUAUGAAUUACCAUCCAUCAACCAUUUUGGGAUUCAUUGACUAUUAUUAUGUCGUUGCUAUGAUUUGUCUCUGUAUUAUUAUAACUUUAUAAGUUUUCAAAUUAAAAUUGUAUCUUUUGUUAUUUUUUUGGUAUACUGAUUCACAAAUGCAAUGUUAAUGCUGAUAAUUUAA
Molecule: messenger RNA, 749 nt
Organism: Medicago truncatula (barrel medic)
Lineage: Eukaryota; Viridiplantae; Streptophyta; Magnoliopsida; Fabales; Fabaceae
Product: non-classical arabinogalactan protein 30
Exons: 1
Coding region: 59-565 (168 amino acids)
Biological process (GO): unidimensional cell growth; root hair elongation
Cellular component (GO): cell periphery
Source: RefSeq, a predicted model, not a curated record